AUGCGCUACGUGUGUCCGCAGAAAAAGAGCGCGCAUCCGCUCUCUCUCACGUCGUGGGAGGCCGAGGCGAAGAAUCCGGCCUCUCCUCCUCCACCACUCCAGUCCUCGUGCGUCGACUCGUGCAACGCGGCGAUAGACUUCCUGUUUGGGAUUCCGGCAAAGUGCCUGUUGGCGAGCCCCUUCACGUACGCCCCCUUGAAGGAGAAAGAAGAGGUGUCUGCCGUGAAGCCGGCGGUGCCAAAAGUGGCAAAACCAGGUAAGGGGUUCAUCAAGCGGCAGAGGACGGCAAAUGGCCUGCUGCUGACUGCGCUCGACGCCUAGAGCGGCCCCGCGUUCCUCGCGGCUCACAUAGAGGCACUGCGUCGGUCCCCGGCCAGCUGAUUGCAUACUUAUCUCCGCGUGGGCAGCUCCUGGCUGGCAUGCGCGCCCUCGCGCCGACAAGGCCCCGUGCGCACCCCAGGCUCCGUGACCGGGCGUGGCUCACAGGGCGCAGAGAUUGUGUGGUGCUCUGGUGCUCUAUCUGGUGCCGCGCUGCUAUUGCUCAGCUAUGCUCGCGCACCCCUCACUGGCCUCGCGUCUGUACAUCUCGUGAUCAACUUGGCGGCUGCCGUGAGGAGGGCAGCAGGUGCGCGGCACAACGCUCAUAGUUUAGUACGGAUUGUAGCUUGAGUCUCUCCAGUGCACCAGGAAGAAGGCAGGACGAGUGUGGUUGUUUCACUGUACGUCUGUGUGAUCUGACAUCUGUGAAGGUCCGCCCGGAGUUGGCUCACUGUUGUCUGUUAUAGGCAUCGUAUGAUU
Molecule: messenger RNA, 798 nt
Organism: Emiliania huxleyi CCMP1516
Lineage: Eukaryota; Haptophyta; Isochrysidales; Noelaerhabdaceae
Exons: 4
Coding region: 1-321 (106 amino acids)
Source: RefSeq, a predicted model, not a curated record